Messenger RNA from Zymoseptoria tritici IPO323, 456 nucleotides. RefSeq lists its product as uncharacterized. Gene Ontology annotation, biological process: glutaminyl-tRNAGln biosynthesis via transamidation; regulation of translational fidelity. Gene Ontology annotation, molecular function: glutaminyl-tRNA synthase (glutamine-hydrolyzing) activity. The transcript has a single exon. Lineage: Eukaryota; Fungi; Ascomycota; Dothideomycetes; Mycosphaerellales; Mycosphaerellaceae. The record is from RefSeq and is a predicted model, not a curated record. The annotation marks the transcript as partial.
AAACAGCUCGACGUAGAAGCCCUCCUCUCGAAACCCACCUGGUCCGUCGCAUCUCUCUUACCGUCCGACACUGCAGCGACGGAGACUCCAAAAGUCUCCUCAACCCAACUUCACCAUCUCCUCCGCCUCUCCGCCCUCCCACCGCCAACCUCCCCCGUCGAAGAAACUGCCAUGCUACAAACCCUCACCUCCCAACUGCACUUCGUCAAACAAGUUCAAUCCGUCGACACAACCAACGUGGAACCGUUGCGGAGUCUACGAGACGAGACGGAAGAGGGUGAGAAAGAGGCGGAGUUGGGACUGGAGGCUUUGAAGGGUGCGUUGGCAAAGGAGGAGGUGAGGGGGAAGUUUCACAAGCGGAUUAGGAGGAAGAGAGAGGUGCAGGAUGCUGAGAAGUGGGAUGUUUUGGGACACGCGGAGAGAAAGACUGGUCGGUACUUCGUUGUGGAGGGAGGG